Zophobas morio is the source of this 2219-nucleotide messenger RNA. Its product is annotated as Krueppel-like factor 13. The record is from RefSeq and is a predicted model, not a curated record. NCBI's taxonomy places the organism in Eukaryota, Metazoa, Arthropoda, Insecta, Coleoptera, Tenebrionidae. The transcript is spliced from 3 exons. Gene Ontology annotation, molecular function: DNA-binding transcription factor activity, RNA polymerase II-specific; RNA polymerase II cis-regulatory region sequence-specific DNA binding. Bases 106 to 831 code for a protein of 241 amino acids. Gene Ontology annotation, biological process: regulation of transcription by RNA polymerase II.
GCCUCGCUCCGCAGUCCGCGUCCGAUCGCCGCCGAGUGUGCACGUCGCUUGUCGCCCCGCGCCCCCCACAGAGAUGAGUGCCACCUAACCUGCAGCCGCCUCAGCAUGGACGAGGUGAACUUCGCCGCGCAGUGUCUCCUGGAGAUGUCCCACAGCAAGGACCACCUCAGCCGCCCCCUGGACCUGUCGUUCAGCGCGUCGCCGGCCGUCAUCGUGGAGACGCUGCCCGCCGCCAAGGAGACCCAGGAGUCGUCCUACAUGGUGGCGCGCAUCCUCACGGACCUCACCAGGAUCAAGCAGGAGCCGGUGCCCGAGGUGCCGUCGGAGGAGGACGACGGCUACGCCGGCCUGACGGACAGUUCGGGCGCCAGUGCGAAGGCCGAGCCGAAGGCGGAGGCGCCGGCCCCGCGGAAGGCCGCCGCCCCCAAGGCGCAGACUAGGUUCGGGCCGCAGAACAGAAAGACUCACAAGUGCUCGUACGAGGGAUGCCACAAGAUCUACGGCAAGAGCUCGCAUCUGAAGGCGCACUUGAGGACGCACACAGGAGAGCGACCGUUCCCGUGCAGUUGGAACAAUUGUGGAAAGAGAUUCGCCCGUUCGGAUGAGCUGGCAAGGCACACUCGCACUCACACGGGAGAAAAAAACUUCGCAUGUCCAGUCUGCAACAAGAAAUUUAUGCGAAGCGACCACCUGAGCAAGCACGCGAGGAGGCACCCCAACUUCGACCCGUCGAUCCUGCGGCAGCGCCGGGCCCCCAACCGGGCCUUCUCGAUCAAUUCCAGCGAUGGUACCCCCUCGGAUGUGCUCUCCGACUCGAUGCCCAGCCCGUAGAAGGUUUAAGCUGUUAAAGACUCUCUCUUUCUUCUCAUUCUGUGAAUAUUUAACAUCCACAAGUGUGUUGCCUUUCUAAAUUCUCCAUUCUCAACAAACUGUACGGUUUUUGGAAUUUUGAUAAAUGUCUUUCUCGAUCUUGUUUGUGUUACUUAACGGUAGUCACACUGUUUGUUUAGUUUAAACGAGUGUUAGAGGUGCAAAUUAGUAGUGUUAUCAAAAUUAUGUUAGGUUUUAAGUUUUAAGGUAGUAACAUGCUCAAUUCCCUCAUUAUUUAGCGUGUUCCAUGAUAAUUACGACUAUUUAUAUCAGGAGUAAGUAAUCUAUGGAAAGUAUGUUGAAUCUAUGUGUUAGAUUUAUUCCCUGCGGAAAUAUUAUUGUAUAUAAUCAUAGAGUAAGGUUUAUUUUUUAUUACGAGAAUAACAUAACUAGAAAUAUUAAAUGAAAAACUAACAAAGUCUUCUAAAAAACACGUUUUUUAUGAUUUUGCAGUUUUUAUUCUUCGAGUUGUUUUUUGCAUUUCUAGAAUUAAUUUUAGUUGUUUGUAUCGGUACCUGUUCUCCUUAAGCAUUUCAAUUAACUUUGAAGUGCACGUCGCUUGUUUUAUUUUUUAACUUAAGUGAUUAAAACGUAUCCUUUAUUUUCGUUUUUAUUUAUUUCCACAUCCUUGAAACGUACCGACAAUCGUAGCACCUUUUAGAACCUUAGUCGCUUCUUUACGACUUUAUUUAACCAUUCUAAAAGUAAGAAAAUAAUAGUGAUGACGUUAGAAUUCUAAAAAGAAGAUUUACGCUAAAAAAUAUCCGUUGUGGUGGAACUGUUUAUUUAUCUGGGUCCUGUAUAUACUUACCACUGCGAAGGCGACUAUUUUGUAAUUAUAAAGAAGUAUAAAUUAUCCAAUCCACCUUUUGUAUAGAGUAGAAUAACUGAAUCGACAAUAUCUGUGUUUGCGUUGUUUACAAAUUUGUUGCCUUUUAUUUCGUCGUCCUGCAGCUGCAGGCGACAGCUUAUCUGAAUAGUCAUGAAGCGUGAAAUUAUCUAUUAACAUCUCAUCAAGUCCGGAACAAUUUCGAUAAAUUGUCGCAAAAUUUGUUUAGCAAUAGAAUCCUGAUUUGUUUGUUUUCUUGCGUUGUGCACUUUCUCUUACCGACCAAUUUAGAAGCAGUGGCAAGAGUUAGAGUAUUUUUGUAAAAAUCAGCUUAUCAUGUGUACCUAAAAUGUUCAAUCACAUUUGAUAUCAUACAAAUGUUCAUUUGUCCUGUAGAAACAUGUAAAUAUUGUAAAUAGAAAUACAAACGAUAUUUAUCAGUGUUUGUGUUAUAAAGUGAGAUAGAUAAUCUCAUAGAUAUGUUAAUAUACAUAAACUAAUAAAAUUAUGGAAAACGUCA